GAUUGUGCACUGAAGAAUUGGCAGAAGCCCAUACAAUGUAGUGCUGCUCCUCAACUAUAAGUUUACUAGGCCAAGUGGAAUAAACCGUUCAGGACGGUGCAUAAAAGUUUGUAUGCUUUUUUCACACAGAAAAAGAAACCGUUUCGUUAAAGCAAGCUAAUUACUUAGGAAAAACUUCACUAUCACUACAAAAGAAAGUAGCUGACUAGCUAGCGAGUGUGCUAAAUCAAAAUAUUUGCAUACAGGCUUUACUUUUUGACGGCUGAGUUGGACGAGAACCUUUGCUGGAGUUUCAGCUCUAGGUAAACGCCGGAGUUUGCGAGAUUGGUGAACAUUUGAAAGACUUUUGAAAUCGGAAAGCGACUGUGGGAAUGUCGUGUCGGAGUGGAGUGGCCCGGGUGGGUAACCAAGGACUGCAGCCCCUCCGAGCCACCGUCCCGUUUCAGCUCCAGAACCGAAUAGCACCGCGCUGCAAAGACACCAAAGCAGCUGAAUACAAGACGAAAGGUCGCCCGCCGAAGCCAACCUUGCGACGGACAUUGUCUCUGGACACUUUGGUGGGACCGUACCUUCAAGGCAACUGGCCUAGAGAACCAGAGGGUCAGCCGGUUACCUGUGUCAAUGACAAGGCCACACAGACUCCCAGUUCCUGGAUAGAGGAGACGCGGGGGCGGAGAGGGGGCGGCGGUCAUAAGCGCUCGGCAUCAUGGGGUAGUGCUGAACACCUCAGAGAGGUUGCUAAGCUUCGGCAGUCCUUACAGAAACGCUCCAGACAUGCACCUCCUGCCAUGGACUGUGACCACACACACCAACACGUUCACAACAGCCAAACACACACGCCUGGAAGUACACAGACCAUACCUCUUAUUCCACUGAGCCGAUUGGCCCCCAGACUGAGACGCAGUGUUGAAGGACUAAACCUGGAGCUGGAGGGAGUCUUUGUGUCUGAAACGGCAAAAGAACAGCACAAAAUUCUCGAGGUACCAGAUGGUCACAGAGCCCCCGUCCCAGCUCAGAGGUACAGCAGCGCUUCACAGAGCGACCCUUCUCCUGCCCAGCUGUCCCCCUCACACUCUCCCUGCACCAUCACAGACACCGAUAUGGUUAUGUGUGGGCCGCUCUGUCAGCCUUCCUCCCCUCCUCAAUGUAUUUCUGAGCCACCAUCUUCUUCUCCUCGUCCCAACAAGACAUACGUCUUUCAGAGAGAACCUCCAGAGGGCUGUGAGAGAGUACGUGUGUCUGAGGAGGCCAUCCUUCCCUGUCACGGAAAUGCUCCUCUUCAGCCUUCCUGUCCUGACCCCAACAAGGUGAACUUCACACCUCACGGUGGCUCCGCCUUCUGUCCUGUCAGUCUCCUCAAGCCCCUCCUCCCUUCUAUGGACCUGUUAUUUCGAGGCCUGUCUGUUUCACCCAUCACUGGCUGUUCGGCUCAGAGCGCCGCCCCCUGCCAGGCGCCGGGACAUGCUGUGGGCGGUUAUUUGAGCGGCACCCUCCCAGACCCUACCACCACCUCUCUGUGAACGGAGCACAUUCAUGACGGGGAAAAAGAAAAACUCCAGAUGGUGGUGCCUUUGUCCCAUCUCAUUAACAACUUACACAUCAAAGCAUCUCAAAGAGAAGACACUGCUCAUGCCAUCCGCUCGCUUACUGAUUUGUUUUGAUCGAGGGGGGAAAAAAAUCAUGAUGGAAGAACUUCAUCUAAAACUGUGGUGGGCUCUCUCCGAUGUGAUGAUUUUUUUCUUUUUGGGCGACCUUUUGACCUCAGGACACUCCACUAGGCACUUGCGAUCAUUUCGUUUCACAUUAUAGCAUUUACCUAUUGCUAUAUUAUCUAUGAUUUCUAUAAAACAAUACUGUUGCCUGUUCAUGAUCUGUGUAUGGAUGUAUUUUUAGCUCUGUCAGAAGAGAUCCUGAACAGAUUUUGUGUCAGACAAACAUUGGCCCACUCUGUGGUGAUUUUACACAGCUGUGGGUCAGAAACGUGUUUCUUAAUUCAGUAUUUACAGACACGGGUCUUUACUGCAACUUUCUUAGCAACACGAAAGAGGCAGUAAUAGACCAGAGAGCCAGUGUUUUUGAGGGCUUUUGAAUACUCUCAGUCUGUUUAGUAGUUCAAAACACAUGCAUUUAGACAUUAUUAAGUACAGCUCUGAACUGUAAGCGUUUGAUGAAUGUCACCAAAUGUUCAGCAAAGAGGUGUUACCCAUAAGCUUUUCAAAAUUGUCCCGUCAUAUUUCACUUCUAAUCAAAAGAGAGAAAAACAACUGUGCCAUAAUUGUAGGACCAGUAAGGGCAUAUUUCAUCGCUGUAUUAAAGUUUAAAAAAUAAAUAUUUGUAUAUGUAUGUAUAAAAUAGGUACUGAGAUAGAUUUGGUUAUUUUUAUAUUUUAUCUUUUGAGUUUGGGUUGAAAUAUGAUGGGCAUAUUUUCUUCUGUGAGAUUCGCCGAUCCGGAGAAACUGUGUUUACAGUUAUAAUGUAACGAGGGAAAGGGCACAGGCCGUUAUGACUUGUUUAUUUUGAGGUCUUCGCGCGUCGUGGGCUGCUGUCACUUAAAUUCGGUGUAAGAAAAGAAUACCGACGGGACCCCAUUAAGGGUUUAUUUUGCUACGCACUUGAUAAGUGUGCUGUAUGUUUUCCUGAAUUUCACUUCAGACUUGACUACUAAUCUUAUCCGCGGUGGUCAUAUUGUUCAGUUCGUUUGAGCACAGGCUGAUUCUACAAACACUUCACGUGAGACACAAGCAAGUGUGCUGCAUUCAGGUACAGUGUGUGUGCAUAUCUUAAAGAAUGACACUUCCAGCAAAUUAUUGUUUGCUGUCGUUUAAAGCACUGUCAUUAUCCCGUAUAUUUGCAUGGGUAGUGUCUCAGUCUUGGCAUCAUCCAUAGUUUUUUUUUACGUUCUGAUUUGUUACCUUGUUCUGUAAGGGUGCUGUUUUAUUGAAAUUGUUCUCAGAUUGUUUGUCUUGAGUACAAUUAUUGUACACCAAACCUGUUUUGUCUUCUAUAUUGUAAAUGUAUGUUUUUCAAUUUUGGCUGCCAUAAAUGAGAAGUGCUGAGAUA
Puntigrus tetrazona (Sumatra barb) is the source of this 3060-nucleotide messenger RNA. It is a transcript of the gene fam117aa, whose product is annotated as family with sequence similarity 117 member Aa. The record is from RefSeq and is a predicted model, not a curated record. Lineage: Eukaryota; Metazoa; Chordata; Actinopteri; Cypriniformes; Cyprinidae. The transcript is spliced from 8 exons. Bases 372 to 1520 code for a protein of 382 amino acids.